AUGUCUGUCUCCUCUUUACCGGAAUGGAAACAACUCCUGCUGGAGCGAAAGAGGAGGGAGGAGGAGGAGCGAGAGAAGAGAGAAAAAGAGGAGGAGGCCAAACUCGCCAGCAUGCCUGCCUGGAAGCGAGGGAUCAUCCAGAGGAGGAGAAUGAAACAGGAGAGUUUCGGGGACAAGGAGAGGGAGGGCCCCCUCCAAGUCAAGGAGGGCAGGUCCCCCUCUGAUCCUGCGAGUGACCCGGACAGCUCUACACUGGUGCAGCUGGGAAGUGAACCACCACUCAGCCCAGACAUCACAGGGCCUUGGCUGGAUGAAGAGGCUAAACCACAGAGUCAGGUGUUAAAGGAGCAAAUCAACCCUGUCCGACAAAACCCAUUCAUUCGCACACAUGGCGGAUGGAGGAGGGGAAGAGAAGCAGAGAGGGCUGGGGAGAUGGGCCAUGAGAAAGGGAAUGAGCAGGAAAUAGAAGUAAGGAGAGAGCGGGAAAAGGAGAAAGAAAGAGGCUACGUGAAAGGUCACGAUGGGGAGUCUGGGAAGGGAAGAGAUAUAGAAAUAAAAAUAGAGCGAUACAGGGACAGGAGUGGGGGCAGAGAAAAGGACAGAAGUGCCGGGAGAGAGACGAGCCGGGAUACUGUGAGAGAUAGGGAAAGGGAAUGCCAGAGAGAGAGAAAAGAGGAGGAGAGGGAGGAGGGAGACUCAGAUCCUCCAAGCCCCAAGUACCCCCAUCCACUAGUCCCAGGCCUUCGUACCAUCAGAGCAGACAACAUCAUCAUUAUUGAACAGGACAGAAAGGGAAGUGAUGAAAGGACGGGUAGAAGGAGAGAGUCGGAGAGGGAGAGGGAGGUGAUGGAAGAGGAGCAGGAAAAUAGAGAUGUAAAGAUGGACCUCAAGGAGUUUCUGGCUGGUGGAGGGAGUGUCACAGAGAUCCGAGCAUCAGAAGUAUUGAUCAUUAAACCCUUAGCUGGCACUGAGGACUCGAGGAGUGGAGGUCUAAAAGGGACAGGCAGGGAAGGAGAUGGAGAAAGAGGAAGAGAAGCAAAGUGCAAUAAAGAUGGAGGGAAGGACUGUGAGAGGGAGCUGGAGAGAGAGGUGGCAUGGUUGAAAGAUAAAGAGAGGGAGAACUUGAGGGAGAAAGACCGACCACGGACACAAGCAGCUUCAGAAAAAGAGGAUAGGAGAUAUGGUGACACAGAUGACAGUAUCCACAAUGAGAGAGGAGUUAGGGUGAGUGAGCUGCUGAGUAAAUUUGGGGAGCAUACAAAGAAAUUCAGGGAACAUCCAAAGCCUCCGUCCCGGUCUAAAAGCUCAGAGUGUUUCAUCCGGCCUGGCAGAGACAGAGAAAAGUUUUGUCUGGAUGAGGACGAUGAUGGAGACAGGAGAGGGGAGGAUAAACAUGCAGGAUUCAGGGAUGUGCCCAAGCGGUCAUUCAGCUUCUCUGAACGGGUGAUAUGCGCAAAGGAGAAUGGCAUGCAGGAUGAGGGGAACCAUGAUAGGAAGGUGGUGGAGAGGACAUAUUCAGACAGGAGGGUGGCAGCUAGGGGAGAUGUAGUGGGGGGGGAAUGGUCAGGGAGGGGAGGCAAGCAGGGGGGCUGGACCUGGCUUUCAGAUAAAGAGCAGGCAGGGAAGCAUAGAGAGGGAUGCAUAAAAGCAGACAGGGAGGUAGAAGGACAGCAUGAGAGACAGCCUGCUUUGGAAAGUAACACAGGGAAAGAGAUUGACCGUUGGGUCGAGAUAGUAACAGGAGUGGAGUUAGAAUUUAGCAACAAGGGGACAAAGGAACUAACAGAGAAUAUGUAUGGGGAGGCAGGGUUUACAAUGGCCUCAGUUAAAAACACAGAGGCCUCAUUUGCCCGAAGAGUGCCCAUCAAACAUGAUGGACGAGAGAGAGCAGUGGAAAGAGAGGUAAAGCGAAUGAAAGAAGAAAGCGAGAGAGGGAUGGAGAGGGCGAGGAGCACAGAGAGAGAGGUGGUGGGUGGAAGACAGGCAGAACCUCAAAUGCGGGAGAGAACGGGUUCAGACUUUAGGAGAGGAUCAGACGCAAGGGACAUAAAGAGGGUGUCAGAAGUAAGGGACUGCACAAUUUCAGUUGAAACAACUCAGCAAAACUGUGUGAUCACCCUCUCCGUAGACAGAGCCAGUCCUCCUCAGUUUGUUGAUAAUCAUUACAGACAUGUGUCAGCAUUUACAGAGUGCUCAUCAACCUUGCUUGGCACUGUGGUGCAUAGAGGAACAGAUUGGCAUAGUAGCCAAGGAGCACCGGGGCACCAUCCAACCCAGUCAGCACUGUCACAGCACACAGAGGAUCUUAUCAACAAGAUAGAGAGAGUGGGAGGGACAGUGAAUGAACGUGACAAUCACAAAGGGACCCAAACAUUGACUCAGGAUAGCAAAGGCGUGAUGAGGGAAGACACAGAGACUGAGAGAGGGAGCAAAGCUUAUAGGGUGCCAGGUGAGGUAAGCAAGGACAGCACACAUCCACCUGGCGCACACGUGCACAGUCAUGUUUAUCCCGAAAAGUCAGUUCAGGAAGUGACCCCUAAGUGUCCUAAGUCUCCAAAGUGUGUUGCCUCAGUUGGAAUCCCUCCAACGUCACUUGAGAUACACAUACCCAGAACAGUGUUCUAUGGUGUGGGGGAGGCAAGCCUCCAAAGCGAAGACGACCAGAGCUGUGAAGGAGAGGGAGGGAAAGGUGUGGAGAGGAGGGAUAGUUGGAGGAUUGGCAAGCCCUCUCACAUCGAAUCCUUGCAAGAGAAAAUCCAGCAGAGAGAGAAGGAGAGGCUGAAGAACAUAGAGGGAGUGGCAGCGACGGGGGAUGAUGGAGAUGCGACUGAGGGGAUGGAAAAGUCUGGGACUAGAAGUACUAGAAAAGCUUCAAGUUCAGACUGGUAUGAGGAAGGAGAGAGGGGGAACGAAAUGGAGCGAGAGAGACAGAGACAGGAAGGCUCUGCACCACAGACAACAUCCACUCAGUUUGACGUCACACAGGAAGUGAGCGUGUCGAAAGCCGUCCCCCAGCUUCCUGUUCCUCUCUCGUUCUUGCAAGCUGUCAAAGGAGAGAAAGAAACCGGGGUGAUCUCCAUCACAGCCUCUGAAGUAGCCUUGUUCAGCUCUCACGCGACUGAGAGAGAGGAAGAUCCAACAAAACAUGUAGUAGAGGAGUUGCGGUGCGACAGGGGUCAGCAGAGAAAACAGGACACCAGAGGCAGUGGAGGUAGAGGAGAAGAAGGAGAGGAUAAACUCUCGGAGGAAGAGUACAGGCUGCAUUAUUUGCCUCCUUCACACUCUCCCUCACCCUUAGACUCUCUCUCCCCCUCUCCGCCUCACCCUCACUCUCUUGCUGAGAUGAGCCGGAUCUAUAACUUGAAAACGGUGGGGUCCAGGACGGCAGUGUGCGUGAGUGACAGGACCGUGGAUAGGUCUAUCCCAUCACACACUCCCAAGGUACAGUCCCACAUAACAGCAGAACAACAGGAGACAUGCAGUCCAGAGAGAUCAGUUGGGAGGCUGACACAGAAGCAGCUGUGGGGUGGUGGUGGGGCACCUGGGAAUAAGGCCUCUUCAAGCGAUGAGAAGUCCGGACUUCAGACUGUACAUUGUCAGGUGGAACAGCUUCAGUUGCGAGAACAACAGGAAGUACAGAGACCAUCACACGACGACAACGCAGCAUGGUCGUCUUUUAUACAAAAAACUAAUUUGAAAGAUAAAGAGUCUAAAGCUCAGCAAAGCCCCAGGAUAUCACACAACCAGCCUAAUAAGGAACCUCAGCAGAAGCAUCCGAGGCAAAAGGACCAGCAAACACUCCUAAGUCCCAGAAAAUCUCAGUCCAAUCUGCAACUGCACUCUGAAAGGCCUCCUCAACCCAAGCAGACCCAGUCCAACCAACCCAAACAGGCCCGGUCCAUUACUAUCAACUCCAGAUCUCUCCUGACCCCCUCUCCUGAGAACUCAAUUCACCCAGACCAGGGAGUCCCACCCACCCCAUCAUCCUCCCCAUGCUCACCCUCCCCAUCCCAGUCCCCCUCCGUCUCUCCUUCUCCUUCCCAUUCUCUGACCCAUUUCACCAUCAGAAGCUCCUCUGGAGGCCAGCAGGUCAAGAGGGGCACCACCAUCACCAUCACCCCCAGGAAGCCUGUUGGAGGGGCAGCCGUGGAAGCAGUUUCAGUAUCCUCAGGACCCCCGGCCAAGACGUCUUCCCAGGCCCAGAUGCCUGUCCUAACCGAGGUAGUAGAGAGAGGCAAGAAGAGGUACCCCACUGUGGAGGAGAUCGAAGUGAUCGGCGGGUAUCAGAACCUGGACAAGUCCUGCCUGGUCAAGACUCCCAAAGCAACUCCCAAAGGGGUGAGUGUAGACUGCCUGUUGGCAUAUUGCAGCCUAUGCACUGCAAAUUGUAUUGAUGAUGUAUUGCAUCUUGUAGUGAUGAUCAUGGAUCCCAUCCUCUAAGGUUGGGUUUAAUAAAGACCCAAUUGGUAAAACGAAACAAAAACAAGAAUCGCAGGAAACGGCUUGAAUAGACUAUCAGUUUGUUAUGGGAUAAGAUCGAUGAUAGUGUUUUGAGUGUUCACACUCGUAUUCUGACUAUCAAAAAACGUCCGCUUUUUCCCGCCUGCCUCCAUUUGAACCUUUUUAUCACCCCCCCAUCAUGUAGAAUCCCCUUUCACUAGCAUUAGAACAUCCUGUUUGAUUGCACUGAAGAGUUAGAACACAUAAACUGAGCUAAGCCUGUUAAAGCCUUAUCAAGCACGACAUCAUGAUUCUCAGGUGUAAAGUACCCUACUAGUAGCAGUGGCUGUGCGGUCUCAUUUAAUAAUGAACUAAUUAUAAACCCUUCAUAAAUCAUUUGUUAGGGUAACCAUAAUGUAUAGCAUUACCAGACACUUUCAAAUUAGCCUUCAUGUAACACUUGAGGGGUGGAGAGGAAACCACACCGAAAGCCAGAGCCACCCCUCCUCCUCCAGAUCUCAUUCUGUCUGUCUGACUGGAGGUUUUGCAGAGACAAGCUAUGUGUGUUGUGAAUCAAUCAUCACUUCUUUCUGUUUCAUAUAGAAAGACAAGUUUUCCCACAAUAGUUAAAAAUGUUUUUAACAUUGAGUCCCCUUUUCAUGAAAACAUUUGGAGCCAUAGCCUGUUAGAGACAGGAUGCUGCCGAAAUGGUACCCUAUCCCCAACAGGGUUCACUCCUUUUAACCAGAGACCUAUGGGCCCUGGCCAAAAGUAGUGCACUACAUAAGGAAUAGGGUACCAUUUCAGACACAGAAGAGUCUUUUGGAGUACUAAUAAUAAUAAUAAUAAUAAUAAUAAUAAUAAUAAUAAUAAUAAUAAUAAUAUGCCAUUUAGCAGACGCUUUUAUCCAAAGCGACUUACAGUCAUGCGUGCAUACAUUUUUUUUUGUAUAUGGGUGGUCCCGGGGUUCGACCCCACUACCUUGGCGUUACAAGCGCCGUGCUCUACCAGCUGAGCUACAGAGGACCACGAGUACUGUAAUUAGGACACCUACAUAACAAAGUGGCUCAUCAGGGCAGAACUAAAAGCCAGGCUGGCAGUCUCCCCACACAAAUAGAGCAAGAGCUUAAGAAUGGGAUGAGUCUGGUACAGUCUGUUUAUAUAGUAAGUUAGACCAGAAUGUGCAUAUUUAGAGCAAUCUAUUGUUUUAUACUUAAACAUUUAUGGUUUAUGUACUGUACUUUACUCAGACAGCAUGACCUUUAGUAUAAAGCACUUUGCUAUUGUAUUUAGCCUAUCAGCAUAUUUUUUCCUCUACUUUUCUGUCCAUAAUGCAAGAUGCUACACAGUUCACGGCCUGCGUCACACCAUUACAUUGCAGGUUACUUCCUCUGCCAGAUCCUGUCUUUAAUUGAGCCUGCCCUUGUUGCCUUCCCGACAAGUCUUCCUUUGUAUUUUCCUGUUUCUGCUGAGUUUGUUUUGCUGCAUUGGAAUUUUGGCAAACGUUGACCUAUUGGCAUAUAACAUCAGCAUUUGCAGGGUAGGAAAGAAAUUAAUUGUCUCGCGAUGCCAAUGCCCUCCUUUCAAGACUUGUUCAAAUAUGGAAAUGAAUGAUAACACCUCAAAUGAAAAAUAACUGACUUGUUAAUUUAGCUAUGGCACUAUAGUUGAGGAGUCUGUAUAGUUUUCGCAACACUGACUAUUGAUGCUGUCCUACCGUAACCUAAUGUCCAAUUUAUAAUUCUUCAAAUGGGGUCAUCAAGCCCAAUUUUGGUGCGACUGAGGAGGAACAGCCUCUCAUUUGUCAGUGAAAGAGGAGGGUGGGAUUAAACAGAAGUGGAGUGAAGGGAACUCAACAACCUAGCUGAGACACUGCAUGUCUGAGUCCCAAAUGGCACCGUCUUCACUACAUAAUGCACUACCUUUGACCAGGGCCCUAUGGCCCUGGUCAAAACUAGUGCAGAGAAAAGGGUGACAUUUUGGACGCAUUCACUGGAAAGUUUCUCUCAUUUCCUCUUUCAGGCCUGCUCACUUCCUCUGAAUUUAGAGACAGAGAAAUAGCAAAUAUAGGGGAGAGUGGGGUAAGUUGAGCCAAACGGUUUGUUGAGCCACCCCUUGUUUCUAAGAAACCAUAUAGUAGUAGAGAGAAUGAUUUAUUUCAGCUUUUAUUUAUUUCACAUCCGUGGUCAGUUACAUCACAUAUUUUGUAGCAUUGCCUUUAAUGUUAAUUGGGCAAACGUCAGGUAGCCUUCCAAGUUACAUACAGCUUAAUGAGGUGUUCAGUUCUGCCUGAGUCAGGUUUGUCGGCCUCCUUGCCGCACACCUUUCAGUCUGCCCCCACAUUUCUAUAGGAUUGAGGCAGGGCUUUGUUAACCUUGAACUUUGUGUGUCCUUAAGCCAUUUUGCAACAACUUUGGAAGUAUGCGUGGGGUCAUUGUCCAUUUGGAAGACCCAUUUGCAACCAAGCUUUAACUUCCUGACUGAUGUCUUGAGAUGUUGCUUCAAUAUAUCCACAUAAUUUUCCUUCCUCAUGAUGCCAUCUAUUUUGUGAAGUACACCAGUCCCUCCUGCAGCAAAGCACCCCCACAGCAUGAUGCUGCCACCCCCGUGCUUCACGGUUGGGAUGGAUGGUGUUCUUCGGCUUGCAAGUCACCCGGUUUCCUCCAAACAUAACGAUGGUCAUUAUGGCCAAACAGUUCUGUUUUUGUUUCAUCAGACCAGAGGACAUUUAUCAAAAAAGUACAAUCUUUGUCCCCAUGUGCAGUUGCAAACCGUAGUCUGGCUUUCUUUAUGGCAGUUUUGGAGCAGUGGCUUCUUUCUUGCUGAGCGGCCUUUCAGGUUAUGACGAUAUAGGACUUGUUUUACUGUGGAUAUAGAUACUUUUGUACCUGUAUCCUAAAGCAUCUUCACAAGGUCCUUUGCUGUUGUUCUGGGAUUGAUUUGCACUUUUCGCACCAAAGUACGUUCAUCUCUAGGAGACAGAACGCGUCUCCUUCCUGAGCAGUAUGACGGCUGCGUGGUCCCAUGGUGUUUAUACUUGCGUACUGUUGUUUGUACAGAUGAACGUGGUACCUUCAGGCAUUUGGAAAUUGCUCCCAAGGAUGAACCAGACUUGUGGAGGUCUACAAUUAUUUUUCUGAGGUCUUGGCUGAUUUAUUUUGAUUUUCCCAUGAUAUCAAGCAAAGAGGCACUGAGUUUGAAGGUAGGCCUUGAAAUACAUCCACAGGUACACCUCCAAUUGACUCAAAUGAUGUCAAUUAGCUUAUCAGAAGCUUCUAAAGCCAUGACAUCCUUUUCUGGAAUUUUCCAAGCUGGUUAAAGGCACAGUCAACUUAGUGUAUGUAAACUUCUGACCCACUGGAAUUGUGAUACAGUGAAUUAUAAGUGAAAUAAUCUGUCUGUAAACAAUUGUUGGGAAAAUUACUUGUGUCAUGCACAAAGUAGAUGUCCUAACCGACUUUCCAAAACUAUAGUUUGUUAAAAAUAAAUUUGUGGAGUGGUUGAAAAACAAGUUUUAAUGACUCCAACCUAAGUGUAUGUAAACUUCCGACUUCAACUGUAGCAUGAAAGUACCUCCUAGCUGUGCAUUCGGAAAGCAUUCAGACUCCGACACUUUUUCCACAUUUUGUUACGUUACAGCCUUUUUCUAAAAUGGAUAAACAUGUUAUUUUUCUUCAUUAAUUUACACACAAUACCCCAUAAUGACAAAGCAAAAACAGAUUUGCAGAAAAUGUUGCCAAUUUAUAAAAAAUAUAUAACUGAAAUAUAACAUUUACAUAAGUAUUCAGACCCUUUACUCAGUACUUUGUUGAAGCACCUUUGGCAGCGAUUACAGCCUCGAGUCUUCUUGGGUAUGACGCUGCAAGCUUGACACACCUGUAUUUGGGGAGUUUCUCCCAUUCUUCUCUGCAGAUCCUCUCAAGCUCUGUCAGGUUGGAUGGGGAGCGUCGCUGCACAGCUAUUUUCAUGUCUCUCCAGAGAUGUUAGAUCAGUUUCAAGUCCGGGCUCUGGCUGGGCCACUCAAGGACAUUCAGAGACUUGUCCCGAAGCCACUACUAAGUUGUCUUGGCUGGGUGCUUAGGGUCGUUGUCCUGUUGGAAGGUGAACCUUCACCCCAGUCUGAGGUCCUGAGCGCUCUGGAGCAGGCUUUCAUCAAGGAUAUCGAUGUACUUUGUUCCGUUCAUCUUUCCCUCGGUCCUGACUAGUCUCCCAGUCCCUGCCGCUGAAAAACAUUCCCACAGCAUGAUGCUGCCACCACCACGCUUCACCGUAGGGAUGGUGCCAGGUUUCCUCCAGACGUGAUGCUUGGCAUUCAGGCCAAAGAGUUCAAUCUUGGUUUCAUCAGACCAGAGAAUCUUGUUUCUCAUGGUCUGAGUCCUUUAGGUGCCUUUUGGCAAACUCCAAACAGGCUGUCAAGUGCCUUUUACUGAGAAGUGGCUUCCGUCUGGCCACUCUACUAUAAAGGCCUGAUUGGUGGAGUGCUGCAGAGAUGGUUAUCCAUCUGGAAGGUUCUUCCAUCUCCACAGAGGAACUCUGGAGCGCUGUCAGAAUGACCAUCGGGUUCUUGGUCACCUCCCUGACCAAGGCCCUUCUCCCCCGAUUGCUCAUUUUGGCCGGGAGGCCAGCUCUAGGAAGAGUCUUGAUGGUUCCAAACUUCUUAUAUUUAGGAAUGAUGGAGGCCACUGUGUUCUUGUGGACAUUCAAUACUGCAGAAAUGUUUUGGUACCCUUCCUCAGAUCUGUGCCCAGACACAAUCCUGUCCCGGAGCUCUACAGACAAUUCCUUCGACCUCAUGGCUUGGUUUUUGCUCUGACAUGCACUGUCAACUGUGGAACCUUAUAUACAGUUGAAGUCGGAAGUUUACAUACACUUAGGUUGGAGUCAUUAAAACUUGUUUUUCAACCACUCCACAAAUUUAUUUUUAACAAACUAUAGUUUUGGCAAGUCGGUUAGGACAUCUACUUUGUGCAUGACACAAGUAAUUUUCCCAACAAUUGUUUACAGACAGAUUAUUUCACUUAUAAUUCACUGUAUCACAAUUCCAGUGGGUCAGAAGUUUACAUACACUAAGUUGAUGAAAAUGAUGUCAUGGCUUUAGAAGCUUCUGAUAAGCUAAUUGACAUAAUUUGAGUCAAUUGGAGGUGUUCCUGUGGAUCUAUUUCAAGGCCUACCUUCAAACUCAGUGCCUCUUUGCUUGACAUCAUGGGAAAAUCAAAAUAAAUCAGCAUAAAAAAAAUGGUAGACUUCCACAAGUCUGGUUCAUCCUUGGCAGCAAUUUCCAAACGCCUGAAGGUACUACGUUCAUCUGUACAAACAAUAGUACGGAAGUAUAAACACCAUGGAACCACGCAGCCAUCAUACUGCUCAGGAAGGAGACGCAUUCUGUCUCCUAGAGAUGAACGUACUUUGGUGCGAAAAGUGCAAAUCAAUCCCAGAACAACAGCAAAGGACCUUGUGAAGAUGCUGGAGGAAACAGGUACAAAGGUAUCUAUAUCCACAGUAAAACGAGUCCUAUAUCGACAUAACCUGAAAGGCCGCUCAGCAAGGAAGAAGCCACUGCUCCAAAACUGCCAUAAAAAAGCCAGACUACGGUUUGCAACUGCACAUGGGGACAAAGAUCGUACUUUUUGGAGAAAUGUCCUCUGGUCUGAUGAAACAAAAAUAGAACUGUUCGGCCAUAAUGACCAUCGUUAUGUUUGGAGGAAAAAGGGGACUUCAUGAGGAUGGCAUCAUGAGGAAGGAAAAUUAUGUGGAUAUAUUGAAGCAACAUCUCAAGACAUCAGUCAGGAAGUUAAAGCUUGGUCGCAAAUGGGUCUUCCAAAUGGACAACGACCCCAAGCAUACUUCCAAAGUUGUGGCAAAAUGGCUUAAGGACAACAAAGUCAAGGUAUUGGAGUGGCCAUCACAAAGCCCUGACCUCAAUCCUAUAGAAAAUGUGUGGGCAGAAUUGAAAAAGCGUGUGCGAGCAAGGAGGCCUACAAACCUGACUCAGUUACACCAGCUCUGUCAGGAGGAAUGGGCCAAAAUUCACCCAACUUAUUGUGGGAAGCUGAUGGAAGGCUACCUGAAACGUUUGACCCAAGUUAAACAAUUUAAAGGCAACGCUACCAAAUACUAAUUGAAUGUAUGUAAACUUCUGACCCACUGGGAAUGUGAUGAAAGAAAUAAAAGCUGAAAUAAAUCAUUCUCUCUAGUAUUAUUCUGACAUUUCACAUUCUUAAAAUAAAGUGGUGAUCCUAACUGACCAAAGGCAGGGAAUUUUUACUAGGAUUAAAUGUCAGGAAUUGUGAAAAACUGAGUUUAAAUGUAUUUGGCUAAGGUGUAUGUAAACUUCCGACUUCAACUGUAGACAGGUGUGUGCCUUUCAAAUCAAUAGAAUUUACCACAGGUGGACUCCAAUCAAGUUGUAGAAACAUCUCAAGGAUGAUCAAUGGAAACAGGAUGCACUUGAGCUUAAUUUCGAGUCUCAUAGCAAAGGGUCUGAAUACUUAUGUAAAUAAGGUUUUUCUGUUAUUUUUAUUUUUAUAAAUUUGCAAAAAAAUCUGAAAAAACUUUUUUUGCUUUAUCAUUAUGGGGUAUUGUGUGUAGAUUGAUGAGGGAAACAUAUAAUUUAAUCCCUUUUAUAAUAAGGCUGUAAUGUAACAAAAUGUGGAAAAAGUAAAGGGGUCUGAAUACUUUCCGUAUUCACUGUAUAUAGUAGUCAAAAUGUUUGCCUUGGGAUAAGUUGAGCCAAUGGCCAUGGGGUAAGUCAGGGCUUCCCAAACUCGGUCCUCUGGACCCCAAGGGAUGCAUGUUUUGGUUUUAGCCCUAGCACUACACAGCUGAUUCCAAUAAUCAAAGCUUAAUGAUGAGUUCAUUAUUUGAAUCAGCUGUGUAGUGCUAGGGGAAAAAAAAAAAACAUGCACCCCUUGGGGUCCCCAGGACCGAGUUUGGGAAACGCUGGGGUAAACAAUGGCCACCAUACUCCAUACAAAUGAUGAUUACAUUUUGUCCGUUUUAUGCAUAAUAUGCAUAUGAACUCAAUAUAGUGCAUUUUUAUUGUGACAGAGCAGACAUAAUCAUGCCCCAUGUUUACAAAACGUAAAACAAGCAGGGGUUCUUGAGAGCUCAGCCAAGGAAUUGAGAUAAGGGAAGAAGUCUAUUCGAGCAGCAGCAAGGGAUGAAAAGAUUUACUGAAUGACACUGAAGAGCUCCUGAGUGGCACAGUGGUCCAAGUUCCACUAGAGAUCCUGGUUUGAAUCCAGGCUCUGUCGCAGCCGGCCGCGACCGGGAGACUCAUGGGCGGCGCACAAUUGGCCCAGCGUCGUCCAGGGUAGGGGAGGGAAUGGCCGGCAGGGAUGUAGCUCAGUUGAUUGAGCAUGGCGUUUGCAACGCCAGGGUUGUGGGUUCGAUUCCCACGGGGGGCCAGUAUAAAAAAUAAAAAUAAAAAAAUUAUAUAAAAUAUGUAUUCACUAACUGUAAGUCGCUCUGGAUAAGAGCGUCUGCUAAAUGACGUAAAUGUAAGAGGUACAUUGACAAAAAAAGAAAACAAACAUGUACCUGUGCGAAAGAGAGGCUAUGAAAGAGUAACAGAGGCACACAAAGUCUUAUCUGACGACAUCGAGUCUGAGAUGCUAAACAUAUCAAGAAUCUCGCGGACCAGUAUCAUGGGCUAAGUAGCCUUAAGUGCAGAGAACUUGCCUACAAAUUGGCACAUUGAAAACAACAUCCCUGUUCCAGACAACUGGUCAAGAAAUGGGAGGAUAAGUGACAUUGAACAGUGAGAUCAAUAUCUGAAUGUAGGUAUACAUUUAAGAUAUACAAUAUACCACUCCCCCAUUUCAUCAAUUAAACUUUGACCUAACAGCACCAUCACCCACUGUCACAGGACACAAUCACCCACUGUCACAGGACACAAUCACCCACUUACCCCAAGGCUGCUCAACUUACAUUUUUAACAUUUUAGUCAUUUAGCAGAUGCUCUUAUCCAGAGCAACUUACAGUUAGUGAGUGCAUACAUUUUUCAUACUGGCCCCCCGUGUCCCUAUGUUCAACUUACCCCAUACCCGGGGUAAGUUGUGCCAAGAGACCACUUUAUUUGGAAAAGCUAUGUUUUCAAAACUGUUAUGUUUACAUGAAUUCUGAUUAUUUCCAGGGAUACACAACAUCCUGAAAUAUAUAGAGAUAUAUUUGUUAGAAAGAAUACUAUAUUUCCCUUGACGUAGUGAUGCUGAAUGUAAAAAAGCGGCUCAACAUACCCGAUCUCCCCUAAAGACACUUUGGUUUUGAAUGAAUAAAUUAUGCAGUGGAUGUUUAUUAAUCGACUAUGAUGCAGGAUGUGGAUUAUGACAAAGUAUCAUCCUCUGUUUAAUGCACACAAUAGGUCAAUAAGGGACAUUUUUACCAUUAUUUUGCAGGACUAUAACUGAGAAUACAAUGAUGAUGUGCAUCAUCAUGACUACAUUUCAUGAUAAUCAGUGCUGCAACUGAAUGGACAUACUCUGACCGAAAUAUUCCAAAUAUAUCCAAACCUAAUUGGAUGCAUUAUUCACCUGAAUGAAUCUCACCCACUCAGUACUCCUAGCUGUUAAGCACAGCUCUCCUUUACUAUAGUCGUCCUGCUGUAACUCUUUCGUAGCCUAUUGGCGCUUCCUGGCCACCUGUUGCUCACGUUGCUGUCCUUGAGACUGUUUGUCGUCAGCUCCCCCGAGCAGCGGCAUCAUCUCACAGAGGGGGGUGACUUACGCUCUCCUCCUCAUCCUUUGUCAAAUCUUUUGGUCUCCCCCUCCUCAAUCCCUAGGCUCCCUAGGCGCAUCUAUUCCUCUCAAACUAGACCAAGGUACCAUUCUUGUGGACAGCGGCUGCCCCACAUCCGGUGUAAGACAUUUCUACGAGUAUUCGUUGAUUAGCGAUUGACACAGUGCACGUCCUUUCUUCCUCUCUCUCUCUCUCUGGUUCUCCUCCAUGUUCUCCCCUGCUGUGUUAGCCUGGGUUAAUCAGUUCAGUAAGGGAUUAGCCUCCUGGGCCUGAGCUUGAUUCGUCCAACCUCUCUCACACCAGGUUAUUAUCAGGAGUGUGUGGUCAGUCAGUCUGUGGUGAAUAUAAAUGUACUACACCAACCUAUAAUACAAUGCACUAUAACGACCUAUAAUAUAAUGUACUACACAGACCUCUACGGGGGCCAGGUUUUACUUCCUGUUGGGUCCAGGCAGCAACUUUGUUUACACCAAAGUGAACUCUCAGUGUCCUUGAUAAGUAAACAAACUGUAGGUUACACACAUUUUUGUCAGAAAGGGUCUGACUCAGUACAACCUAAUCAUGACGUUUUUAUGGGUGCCUUCAACAUCUCCCUUUCAUACGAAAUAAGGGCAACACUGAAAGUACAGGUUAUUUUUUGUUAUUGUUCUUGAAGCAUGUCCAUCCUUAUUAAGUAACACUGCAAUGUGGUCAGGCUGUCUGUAAGGGUGUGGCUCUAUUAUGUGCACUCCACUAAGCCUCUCUCCUGUGUCUGUCUUGUUCACCCCCCUCCAGGUGAAGGUGUGCUUCGAUGAGACCCAGCUGGAGCAGGUGUGUGAGUACCCAUCAGAGACCUCUAUGCUGGCCUCUACCCCCUACCCAUUACCUGGUCAGGAGGAAGGGAGGGAGGAGGAGGUGCAGGAGGAAGAGGAGGAGGAGGAGGAGGAGGAGAGAGGAGUGCUUGUGUCCAGGAGCAGCAGGAAUGUGGGGGCAGCGGCUGGCCUGAGAGUAGGUCAGUAUAUGUCACUUCCUUACAAAUACACUACAUUACCAAAAGUAUGUGGACACCUGCUCGUCGAACAUCUCAUUCCAAAAUCAUGGGCAUUAAUAUGGAGUUGCUCCCCCCUUUGCUACUAUAACAGCCUCCACUCUUCUGGGAAGGCUUUCCACUAGAUGUUGGAACAUUGCUGCAGGGACUUGCUUCCAUUCAGCCACAAGAGGCUGGUCAGGCACUGAUGUUGCGUGAUUAGGCCUGGCUCGCAGUCGGCGUUCCAAUUCAUUCCAAAGGUUUUUGAUGGGGUUGAGGUCAGGGCUCUGUGCAGGCCAGUCAAGUUCUUCCACACUGAUCUCGACAAACCAUUUCUGUAUGGACCUCGCUUUGUGCACAGGGGCAUUGUCAAGCUGAAACAGGAAAGGGCCUUCCCCAAACUGUUGCAACAAAGUUGGAAGCACAGAAUCGUCUAGAAUGUCAUUGUAUGCUGUAGCGUUAAGAUUUUUGACGAACUGACUUUUUGGAAAGGUGGCAUCUUAUGACAGUGCCAUGUUGAAAGUCACUGAGCACUUCAGUAAGGCCAUUCUACUGCCAAUGUUUGUCUAUGGAGAUUGCAUAGAUGUGUGCUCGAUUUGAUACACCUGUCAGCAACAGGUGUGGCUGAAAUAGCCGAAUCCACUCAUUUGAAGGUGUAUUCACAUACUUUUGUAUGUAUAGUGUAGCUAAAUACCUGCAUACAUGGGGUGUAUUCAUCAGUGCAAACCAUUGCAGAACAUUCUGCAAAGAAACCAAGCGUUUCUUAUUGGACAAGUCCAGGUUAUUCCCGCUCUGUUUUCGCCCGUCUGCAUCCGUUUGGUUUCUAGUGAAUACACCCCUCAGUUAGUCAUGAAAUGUGGUUGUCCAAUCCAUACCUGUGUCUGAAUUGUGUCUCAUAACUCCUCUUUAUCUCUCUAUUUUACAGAUGAGUCUUGCCAUCGGUAGACGUCAGUCGGCUCGCCAAAUUGCUCAAGUUAUGUGA
This is a messenger RNA of Coregonus sp. 'balchen', 15164 nucleotides long. The record is from the annotation of a GenBank genome assembly. Lineage: Eukaryota; Metazoa; Chordata; Actinopteri; Salmoniformes; Salmonidae.